Molecule: messenger RNA, 741 nt
Organism: Eremothecium cymbalariae DBVPG#7215
Lineage: Eukaryota; Fungi; Ascomycota; Saccharomycetes; Saccharomycetales; Saccharomycetaceae
Gene: BOS1
Product: Bos1p
Exons: 2
Coding region: 1-741 (246 amino acids)
Biological process (GO): vesicle fusion; endoplasmic reticulum to Golgi vesicle-mediated transport
Cellular component (GO): ER to Golgi transport vesicle membrane; endoplasmic reticulum membrane; SNARE complex
Molecular function (GO): SNARE binding; SNAP receptor activity
Source: RefSeq, a predicted model, not a curated record
AUGAAUGCUCUUUACAAUCAUGCAGUGAAACAAAGAAAUUUGCUUCAGAGAGAUCUUGAAAAGUUCGAGAGGGAACUAUUUACUGCUCCAAUAUCACUACAAGGUUCAAUUGCGACAGCGUUGGUUUCUUUAGAAAAGUCUAUCGACCAAUAUAAAAAUCAUUUGGCCAAGUUUGAAACGGUUUUACAAGACGAUAACAAAGAGGAUCAUAUCAAGUAUCAAACGAGAUUAUCAUCCCUAGAAAAUACCCUUACUGAGAGUAAGGAACUGUUUCAUAGACUUCGGCAGCAAUACAAUUCUAGUUCUGCUAGGGAACAGAUAUUCAAUAAUGCAACGGGGGCUGCAUUUGAUGAAGGUGUUACUACUACAAAUAAAAGAAGUGUACCCUCACAGCAGCAAUUGCCUAUGCAAUUGGACAGUCAAAGAAGCACCAUACAUUCUUCAGGGGGGUUACCUUUAUAUGAAGGUCUUAAGAAGGAACAUUCCAUAUUCGCCCGUACUAACUCCCAACUAGAUACCAUCUUAAAAAUGGGACAAGAAUCUCUAGAGGACAUUAUAGAACAAAAUCAUAUACUACAGCAGGCACAAAGAAAAAUGGUCUCGACAUUACAAGUGUUAGGUGUAUCUAAUGAAACUAUUGAUCGGAUUAGCAGGCAUGUAUUUAAAGACAAAAUGAUAUUCUGGAUAGCGUUGAUAUUAAUGUUUGUUGGCUUUUAUUAUGCACUUAAACUUUUGGGAUGA